CUUCAUGACAGAAGUUCAAGAUAAGGACUUAGAUUAUCCACCUCAAAGCCACAAACUUUCCCUCAAGGAAUCGGUUAAAUGCCAUCUUACAAGGAUGGCAAGCAACGAGAAGAACAGCAAAAAAGAUAAUAUAGUAUCAAGGACCGUGCAAGCAAGAAAGUGCUGGUUGUCGGCGUGAGCAUGACCGAUGAUAUUUGCAAACAGCUCUCUGGCAUGCCAUUGUUACAAGACAUCUCAGUUCUCUCUUGUUCCCCAAACAAUCUCCUAGCCAUUUGCAGCAAGGAGAAAUUUCUACUUAUUUUUCUGGAUAAAUACUGCGAAGAGACCUGUAUAUCAAAAAUUUGCUCAACACUGAGGUACGACUCCUCCUCAAUCAAUUCUAAUGUUCCUAUCAUCGGUGUCUCUGAUGCAGAAAGAGAUCAUACAAGCAACUAUGGACUGAAUGAGGUUAUUACAUUCCCCUUGAGAGAAGAGGCUGUCAAUCAGCUGCUUUUGAAGUUUGCUGGAAUCAUUCCCUUUAAAGGGUUACCCUUGACUCCAGAGAGUCCCGAUGAUGAUGUUGCAGUGGCAAGAAAAGCUGCCGAAAUCAUGAGGGAAUCAGAAGAGCAGUCAAUGCUCAGCUUUAAUAAGGAUGGCUGUGUAUCUAAAGACAGCAAAGAGGUUAAGUCAUCGUUUGAUCCUCCAGAGGAACCAGACUCUCCCUCCAAACAAGUCACUUGUAGCUUGUAUAGUAAUUCCAACAAUAAUCUUUACUUACCGUUAUCAUUUCCCAUGGACCAAGACCACAGUACUAAUACCAGACAACAGACUCUAAACUAUAACACUACAGCUUCUCAAGAGUUCACUAGAAGCACUGUAAGUUCAUUUUAUAACGCAGACUCUUUUCGGACAAGGGAUCAUGCUUCUUGGGAAAUUCCCCAGGAUUUUCCAUCAGGUCAUAUGACUCAAAAUGUUGUAUCAGGUCAGCAUAUGGGUAUAUAUGGUGAUCAUGUCAUUGGUUGCCACAGUAGCACUAGUGUAUCUGGUAUAUAUCAACAUAGCUAUCCUGCAGUGCCAGGGUCAAAUCAGUUGCCUUUAAAACCAGUGUCCCAGUAUCUAACAACUAACAACUCUUACGGCAACAAACCACAAGAUAAGUCAAUACAGUCACGCAAUGUUAUCCAACCUACUGGGAAUAUGACAUCCUCUUUACCCACACAAGUGAAAAUGAAUACCUUUGGUACUCCAGCGUACAUGGUUAGUGGGGCACCAGGAACCAAGGACAUGAAAAUAACUAUUCUUCCUGAAGAUCUUUCCAAGCACAGCUCCAAGGAGAGAAUUAGAAGGGAGAGAAUAAAAGAAAGCUGUGACAAGCUACGUUUUCUACUUCCAAAUAUUUCAGGAAAGAAGACGGAUAUGGCAUCUAUCCUUGAAAUGACAGUCAAAUUUGUUAAACUGGUUAAUGAGAGAACACCAGCCCCAGUUAUGCAAGAGAUUGCAGAAUCUCUUUCUGUGGACACAAUAAGUCUGUGUAGAAAAAGGGGCCAAAAAGAGCUGGCAAUACAGCCUUCUAAACAGGCAAAGCCAAGAUUGGUCUCACCACAACUUUCUGUACCAAUGGUCCCUUCUGUAAUGCCUGCAGAUACCCAAGGACACUACAGACUAAGGGGCCCUCCUAUUGUUGGUAAUAAUGGCCCAGUUUACCUUUCACAUGUACAUGGACAACAUUGUACUCCUACUCCUUACCAGUACAGUCAAUACCCACCUACAAUCAACUAUGGUUCGUCAUAUAAUCCCUUAACAAAGGAUAUUCAGGGAGGCUAUUAUCCUGGUACACAUACUAGCGUCGUUAACCAGGGUUAUUCUUGUAAUGUUUCCAAGGAUACCGUUAUUCCAGUGGUUCAGACAUUUCAACCGCCACAAUCCACAAAUGCUCAGAUCUGCCAUCCUAUGAAUGCACAGAUAAAUGUCUGUCAACACAGGCCUUUACCUGGAAAUACUUCUAGUACCAAUAGUGACAUGCCUCAGCAAUGGAGUUUUCUGAAACUACCGCCUAUAAACACAAUAUCUCCUUGUAGUAGUACUCAUUUUAGUAGAAGUAGCAGCGAAGAGCAAUCAACAGGAUCUAACAUGUCAUCCCCUAGUGGUUCAAUGAAUUCACCUUUGUGGGAUGAACCAAGGAAUACAUCUUGUCCUCUAUAGCAAUCGGAUGCCAAAAAUUGGGUCAUAUAUUAUAGAAAGUUUAAUAUUCUGAAGUUGGUUUAAGAUUCUUGUGUUGGAUUAUACAGCAUCGGUACAGUAUGUGUGCGCUGGGCUAAUAAACUAGCUGGGAUGAAGGAAAUAAUUCUUCUUGUCCUCUAUAGCAAAAGGACGCAAAAGGGCUAUAUAUUAUAGAACGUUUAAUAUUCUGGAGUUGGAAUACACAACAUUGGUACAUGUAUGUGCAUGCUGAGCUUUAGACCCCUUGCCUGUGAAGUUAGAGCAGCUCGUCUGGGGAACAAAACAAAAGAAUUCCAAUCUCCCAAGAAUUCGAACCUAUUUUGCCCCCAGAUUGAGCUGCAUUAUAAAGUGCUGCAAGGGGUCUAUUAAACUUCAAUAUUGGUCAACUUAUAAAUGUCAUGCAUGCAAAUGUUAUGUGGUUUAUACCAGUGGAAUUACAUAGGUAGUUAUCACAUUGAUUCCUUUAAUGACACUCAUAGAAAAAACAUUUCCCUUUGUACAACAAUGGAAGACAUUUGAAGUUUUUUAUGAAUUACUAAACGAUCAUUUUGUAUAAUAUUUCAUCUCUUGACAUAUAUAUACCAGAGGUGCAUUAUUGUCUGUAUCCUAAGCUUGGCAUAUAUCAUUAUAGUGAAAUGUAAUGUCAAAGCUCAAUGCAUUUUCUCAAACACUGACAUACAUAAGUAUUAAUGUCCAGUAUACCUUGUGUGGUUUCUUAAUGCCACAUUUAGUUUUUUUGCAGUUCAAUUGACAGUUUUAUAUAUUUAAUACCUUGCUUGCGAUAUGAAACAAUAAUUAUUAUAAAAACCUUGACAGUUAGAGAAAUUUAUCCUAUCACAACCAGAAUAUAGAUUUUUUUCUUAAAUCAUAUGUGACCUCAUGAGAAUAGUAAGUCAAGCUAAUUAACUGAACAAAUAGAAAUGUGUAAAUUAUUCUUGUAUUGGCAAUAGAUUACUUGCAUUAUAGUAUCAUUUACUACCACUACCAGAAUCCCUUGCACACUUUCUUUUGUUCAGUUAAUUAGCACCAAUUGUCUCACUAUUCUCAUGAGGAAACACAAAUUUGAAUAAGAAAGAAAAUUCGCAAAACAUCUUGGUAGUGGUAGUAAAAGGACGCCGUCAUGCAAAUGGCCUAUAGAUAAAACAGCUUAGAAUAAUUAUUAUUUAUAAAAGUUGCAUUAAGUUAAUAAUAUUUUAGAAAAAAAUUUAAACCUGUUGAAAAGUUUGAAUGUUUUGAACAUUUAUACGAAUUAAGAGACAUGCAAUUGACAUUAUAUUUCUGGAUUACGAAUUAUGAUAUGGUAGAUAUAGAAUUGUUAAAUUUUUCCAGAAAGUAUAAAUGUAAAAAAUAUUCGUAAAAAUACUCCAAACUGUUUAGUUAUUCCAUGCAAUUAUUGUAAGUUGAAAAAAGGAAAAGAAAAGAAAUAAUAUUGGUCAAAAUUAAUGUUCAAAAAGAAAAUUUAUAUUUUAAAGGCAGAUAAAAUAUCAUGGCUGUUGAAAUAUAUGUAGAAACAAACAUUGAAUGAACAUAUAUAUUUGAUAUUAUAAUUUACAAGACAGUUUAUUUUUUAUAAUGUUAAUUAAAUUACUUCAAGUCAGGAACUGAAGAUCCUAAAUAUACCUUUAAAUUAUCAAUUGUAGAAGGGAUAAGUUUACAUGGUAUGGUUGGAAGUCCUAGUCUUUUGUAGGCUUCAUAUCUAUGACAACCACCAAAGGAAUAGAAGUAAUCACCACCUUGUCUACCUUUGAUCCAUAGCACGUCGAUGGGUGGGACGAGGUACUUGGUAUUUUGGCCCUAGAAGUAGAUUUCAUUAAACAUGGUUAGAUAUCCUUUCA
Actinia tenebrosa (Australian red waratah sea anemone) is the source of this 4034-nucleotide messenger RNA. RefSeq lists its product as uncharacterized. Gene Ontology annotation, molecular function: RNA polymerase II cis-regulatory region sequence-specific DNA binding; protein dimerization activity; DNA-binding transcription factor activity, RNA polymerase II-specific. Lineage: Eukaryota; Metazoa; Cnidaria; Anthozoa; Actiniaria; Actiniidae. Gene Ontology annotation, cellular component: nucleus. Gene Ontology annotation, biological process: regulation of DNA-templated transcription; spermatogenesis. The record is from RefSeq and is a predicted model, not a curated record.